Molecule: messenger RNA, 1800 nt
Organism: Recurvomyces mirabilis
Lineage: Eukaryota; Fungi; Ascomycota; Dothideomycetes; Mycosphaerellales; Teratosphaeriaceae
Exons: 3
Coding region: 1-1800 (599 amino acids)
Source: RefSeq, a predicted model, not a curated record
AUGUCUGACAAUAAGGACGCAUCCGAUACCCAGAUGACCGACGAUGUCGUGCCCGUGGAAGUCAGAAGAAUUGAGCCAUUUCCCACAGCGAUCCAAGACUGGCAAGGGGUGCCGCUCACAGUGGCAGAACGCCAAAUGGUCGCCUUCAUGGGUUCGAUCACCGACAAAGCCGACUGGCAGCGGAAGAUUCAGGAUUCGACCAUUCGUGAGAAAUGGCGAAAGGAGCUUGACGGCAUGCCGCAUACAUCCCAUGACGGAGCUGAUACUUUCAUAUUUCCACCGGAAGCCUUCGAUCAUUGCAUGGCCGAACUCGCAGAUUAUGCGAAACACUCGGCGGAGCAUGAAUUCCUUCCGGGACUUGAUGCAACCGCGACCAUCUACAAGUCGGACACCCUUGUGUCUAAUGAGCUUCGUCAAGCAUUACUUGGAGCUGGUGCAAAAUUGGAAGAUUCUCAGGCAUCAAACCCAGACUGGCAUCCAGGCUCGGAUAACACAGUGCUUGACCUUGUGCAUCCCUCGCUGUUUCCUUUGGUAUACGGCCGAACACCGGUCAUGAAAGAGCCGAUCACAUCUCUGCAAGACAUUGUAUAUUACACAGGACUUGGCUCGCCUAUUGCGGGACCUGAUGAUGUAGAGAAGGGUCGAGAUCUUGGCUCGUUCUACUACCCCUACGAGUCAGGAUAUUUCUCGGAUAGGUUUCAAUGGCUGCCUUGCGAAGUAGCCGUGGGAGAGGAGGGACAUGCGAAAAUAACGAGCUAUAUCAACAACUUGCUCCCCGAACCGCAUACCGAUCUUUACGAAGCCAUAGAGCAAGUCAUGACAAGAUGUCUACCGAUGCUGAGCGCGACUCUUGUGAGCACUCGGGAGACUGAUAGAUCGCCCAGGAUAAGCGUGGGCAGUGGCGAAGAUAUCGAGUGGACUCCAGCUAAGCCCAAACUGGAGGACUUUGAGGCAGACGAAAACGACGACGAGGGAGACGACGCCUACGAAAGAUUUGAUGCAGAAAUGGACAACUGGCGUGACGCUUCUAGUGCUCCAUCGUGCCCUUCUCCCGCUACAUAUUCAGGGCGGGCUCGCAACCCUGCGGAUGUCUUCAAGAAGCUUGACCUGCAACGAGAUUCCGCCUCCCAAGGACUGCAAUUCAUUGUCAAGCUUGCCAACAUAGUCUUGACGCCAGAGAAACCAAAGUAUGCCGGUGGCUCAUGGCACGUGGAAGGACAGAUGAACGAGCAUAUCUGCGCCACAGCACUCUACUACUACGAUUGUGAUAAUAUCACGGACAGCCACCUGGCGUUCCGAGAAAGCUUGAGCACUGAUUUCGAUGUCUGGAGCUACGAACAGAGCGAAUUUCAACAUCACGAGAUUCUGUACGAUAUCGAGAAUGAAGGUCCGCCGGAGCAACGGCUUGGCAGUGUAUUGACUCAGCAAGGACGACUGCUCACCUUCCCGAACGUGAUGCAGCAUCGUGUAGAGCCCUUUGAGCUGGACGACAAGACUAGACCUGGCCACCGAAAGAUCCUGGCCUUAUUUCUGGUUGACCCAUAUCUGCGCGUCCCCUCUACUGCCACCGUACCACCACAACAGAAGCACUGGUGGACUGAGAUGGUGCAGAGUCUCGACAAGAUGGCUGAGCUUCCGCCGGAAAUGGUGGAGCAUGUUCUCGAGAGUUCGGGAGACUUUCCCAUUGAUAUGGAGGAAGCCAAGACGUUGAGGGCGGAACUGAUGGAGGAGCGGUCAGCCUGGCAAUCGGAGGUGGAUGAUAAACUCUAUGAGGAUCGGUUCUGCUUCUGUGAGCAUUAA